This is a messenger RNA of Orbicella faveolata, 1599 nucleotides long. RefSeq lists its product as uncharacterized. The record is from RefSeq and is a predicted model, not a curated record. NCBI's taxonomy places the organism in Eukaryota, Metazoa, Cnidaria, Anthozoa, Scleractinia, Merulinidae.
GUACUUUUGUUUAACGGGAUUUGUACAAACAAUACUUUAGAAAUCUCGAGAGUGAUGCGUGCCUUGGUAUGCAAACACGAUACACCGAUGUGUUUGUUUUCUGUCCGUAGUAAGGGGUAAACAUUUCAAAGUUUAAGUUUGCGAAAAAUUCAACAACGGCGUGUAGUUUGAAAGAAACUAGCAGUUGGAAAGGUUGUUGUGCUCUUGAUUUUUUCCAGCGACACAUUUUUUGUACAAUUUUUGGUUGACGCGCGUUGAAAUCACCUCGCGUGUGUGUUGGAUUUGAAAAUGGAACAAGAAAUAUUGGAGUUAUAUCACACUUCUGGAGACCCUGCGCAAGGCAAGCGAGAAGCCAGCGAAUGGCUAGAUCUUAAAAGUCGAGUGGAAGAAGACAAAUUCCGUAAAUUAAGCGUUGAUUUGGAAAGGAGAAGGGCAUGGAGGUUUCUUUACCACGCAGAGGAAGAGAGAAAAGUGGUUAAAGAAUUGAAUAACUUGCAGAGAGACAAGCUUCGAUUUGAACGAGAGAAGCAACUCCGUCAGCGCAAUUCCUUUUCAUCCUCGCGUGAAAGGCGGCAUUCACUGAGGACGCCAUUGUCAGAAGUCAACACACAGCUACCGAUGAACCAGAAGUCGUUUGGUGGCUCUGCUUCGCUGGCUUUCGAUCCCACAUUAAAAAAAAGUUCUCGCCCUUCACGAAGAACAAGCAACGAACAGACCGUAAGCUAUGGUACGGUUAGAAAGGCUUCGGAGGAUUUGAGCGCGUCAAACAGUUUUCCUUACCUUGACGAGGAAGAUGUGCAGCAAUUUCAGAAGUCGUGCAAGUCUGCCGCGAAAAGCGAGUGCCGACGCUGGGGAACCGUGUGGUUUUACGCAAAGAAAGAGCAAGACAUCGCCAACGAGAGUGAAAAACGUUGGACCGCGCUUUUACUCAAAACCGAAAAAGAGAAAAUGAGAAUUUUAAGCGAAAAAGGAGUUGCUCUUCUAGAAUUCGGAUUGGAGAGGAAUCCUCAAAGUGGAAACUUUGGAAAUGACACUAGAAAUACUUCGAAAAGCGCGAGAGUGGAAAAUGGUGUUAAAAUGCCGGACAAAAAGAGGAAAAACUCCAAAGAAACUGCAAUGGGAUAUACAGAAGACGAGAGGUUAACUUGCCACAAAGCGUUUAGCCUUCCCCAAGCAAUUGCUCGAGAGCAGGAAGAGGAAAGCUCUACAGAUGAAGUGUCCCAAAACAAAUCAAGGCUGUCCUCAGUAGAUUGCAAACAUAUCACCUCAACCUUACUUGAAGAAGGCGCUCAAGAGAAAGGCUACAAAACGUUCAAAGAAGAGUCGAACAGUUUUACCGGAAGAACAAACUGAAACUUCGAAAAAUACCUCUGUUUAUCGCGUGCCAGUUAUUUCUGAACUCGAGAUGGAAAAGGGCAGUUCCACUUCAAGUGAGGAAUCGGAAAACUAUCCCAGACGAAAACGAGCUGUUUUCUUUUUGCCUAGCUUGACGAAGGAAAUGAUUUAGAAGUUAAAGGAGCUACGUCACGCGGUUUUCGCAUCUUGAGAAGUUUAGCCGAAAUUUUUCAAAUUCGUCGUUUGUAAUCCGUAUCAAUCUUC